Aspergillus niger is the source of this 1467-nucleotide messenger RNA. RefSeq lists its product as hypothetical. Bases 1 to 1467 code for a protein of 488 amino acids. NCBI's taxonomy places the organism in Eukaryota, Fungi, Ascomycota, Eurotiomycetes, Eurotiales, Aspergillaceae. The record is from RefSeq and is a predicted model, not a curated record. The transcript has 8 exons.
AUGGUGAGGCUUCCACUUCACGUGCCGGAACAGGGCGAAACGGACGUGAGGAGGAACAACGCGAAACGCAGGGGAGGACAGAACGGAGUCAAUUUGAAGGCGGACGGAACAUCAUCCGGUGUUCGAUUGAUUGCCCAGACCGGCGGGGAGAUAAAAGGACGAUCGAUCGGACCAAAGAGACACCACGAGCCCGGGAAGAGCGUCCUUAUUGUUCACGAGGAACGAGGUUGGUCUGCUUGGCCCGGAUUGAAGAAGUACGGCCUGAAGGAAGGAGACGCUGAGAAUCCGUUCGCGCUGGUAGGGCAGACAAAGACGUGGAGCCUGUCGGAGCACCCAGUCAACGAACAACUGGCCGGGAUUGUUCGUGAAGCCCAAAGGACGCGGCUGACAGCACAGUGGGCCGCAGUCAAUCGGAGGCUGAUGAUUGCGGUGAGGUUACAGGAUCCGACUCAAGGGGGGGGAGAAUGGUUGGAGGUUGGAGGGAGGAAAGGGAGGAUGUUGGAGGAAUGCUUGGGGAGGGGAGAAGAAAGGGCGAUUAGGAAUCUAGGAAUCGGAAAGGAUGAGAAGAUAUGGUGUGUGCUAGAGAGCAAGAGAAGAGAAGAGAGUCGAAACCAACAGGCUAAAACCACAGAACCACAGAACCACAGUCAGGGUGAUCGUCGGGUUUACACUAACUCAGACAGGCUUCUGAGGGCUCCGUUUCGCUGCGUGGCUGGGAAACCAUGGAUCGGGCCUCAGUGGCCAUGGCUCGCAAUUGUUCUUUGGGCUUCUGUGGCCAUCGUGGGUCGGAGAAGACACGCGGUCGAAUGGCUACUCCGGAAAGUUUCAACGGCUGCACAUCGGCCGUCUCCAACACAGCAAGCGAGGAUGGAGACGGACAGAGAAGCCGGACGAACAAGGGAACUCGGAGAGGGGACUAGUGGGGACUGGAGAGGACGUUGUCUAGACUCUGACCGACUCGACUGGUCCAACACAGAUGCAUCCCCCCAUCGGAUAGACAGAGCUCCAUUCCUCUACUGCUUUGUGAACGCGCUGUGCGACCCCUCAAUCCCCGUCGUCAUACCCCUUCAGGGACCAAGUGGCCGGAGCUGUUGUGCUUCAAUGCGUGAGGGAACGCAAGACAUUGAGAAUCUCGCCGUGGCACUGCUUGGGUACUGGACCGCGCCCCCAGUUCUGAUGAUGACAAUAUUGGCUACCUUCCUAUCUGGUGCCGACGUCAGAUCCACAUGGCUUCAGCGCCAACCGACCGGAACCUUGCCUCCCUCAACUCUGAUGGUUUUUUUCCUUGGUUCAGUCCAGCUCGACCGCAUCAAGAAUGCUAUUCGAGCGGGUGGAAGUCCGGCGCUGUUCCGCGGAAAACUCCAACGAAGAAGAGGAUUCCAGGGACGUCAUUUCGCCACGCUGGGGACGAUUCUCGAUGAGAUUUCGGUAUUCUUGACGAGUCGGCCGACUGCUGAACUUAAUUGA